Silurus meridionalis is the source of this 1396-nucleotide messenger RNA. RefSeq lists its product as uncharacterized. Gene Ontology annotation, cellular component: cell surface. The coding region runs from base 350 to 1243 and encodes 297 amino acids. The record is from RefSeq and is a predicted model, not a curated record. NCBI's taxonomy places the organism in Eukaryota, Metazoa, Chordata, Actinopteri, Siluriformes, Siluridae. The transcript is spliced from 12 exons. Gene Ontology annotation, biological process: cell-matrix adhesion.
CUCAUCUCAGGCUGAUGUAGAACAGUGGUUUAAUGUCACACUGCUUCACUACCUGCCCUACCUCAGCUCUCAGCUCAUCAGCUCCACCCAGCUCAGUGGUGCCUCUUGUCUGUCAUACAGGAAACUGGUGUCCAUCCUAGGGGACAACUACAUCUUUGCUGCAGCUGAUUUCACCCCAGCUGAUGUGUACAGCUCUAUUAAAGAGUAUUUAAGCAGCGGCAAUGGCAGCCCUCGCUGCUAUAACUCUUCAGAUCCUCUUCUGAACUCCACUGCCUGGUUUGUCGAUAAUAUCGGAUUCUUCAUCACCUUCAUCACCCUCACUGAUCUUCAAUUAUUCUUAUCAGGAAACAUGUCAAGUGUGUUCCUGAAGAACUCUGAAAAUCUUCAGUUGUUCAACAAUGCAAACAUUUCAGCCAGUGUCCUGCAGUACUACACAAGAGAGUUGUACCUCCAGAAUCCUGACUUCAGCCCACUCAGAUUGCCACCUGAGCUGCUGUGUCAAAGUCCUUCCUCCAUGUUUGUUCCUCUUGGAGAUGCAGACAUUCAGACCAUCCUCACUAAGAUCAACAACUUCUGUACAGAAUUUAAUCCAGAGGUUACAGCGGUGCUGGUAGCAAAGUUCCCCAAUAUAACAACAGAUGCCAUCCAAAAGUUGGGUAGCCAGUGCGUGGGCCUGACUGUUGGCCAGAUAAACUCUGCCCCCUCCAAUGUGUUGAACACUACACUGUCUACACUCAGUAUCAUCAGUGGCUGGGACCAGGGCCAAUUGAAUGCCCUCAUCCAGAGCAUCAUUAGUUCAGGCUUUAAUAUCGACAGUGCCUCCUCAGUCUUGUCACUGGGAACACUUAUUGGUGGUGUUCCUUCUGCAACCAUCUCCAUCCUCCCAUCUUCUCAGAUUAUGUCUUUAUCACAAAAUGUAACGUUCAUCAAUAACAUUUUAUCAGCACCAGUUAUUCUGCAAGAGACAUUUGUCCAAAAGGUAAUCUCUGUAGACCAAACUGAAGUGAUACAGAAUGUUCCAGAUGCACUGGUGAUGUAUAUUCCGCUUGUUCUAUUGACAUCACUGAGCUCUGUGGAAAUUUCACUCAUCAAUAACAAAAGCUGGAGUCAUGAACAGGCUAUGAUGCUGUUUGGUGCAGUGGCAAGUGCCAGUGAUAAUCCAGAAGAUCUGUCACCAUCAGUACUGCAGGGAUUCUCCUGUGGUUCAGUUCAGACUCUGCCAAUACAAAAGCCAAAGAUCUAGUGAAAGCCUGUAGACCACGUGCAGACAGAGACAAGGUUGUCCUGGAAGAGGCUCAGCUGAUCUGCAUGUACAACUACGUAAAACAAGAUCCAUUUGUUAACUUUACUGAUGUCCCCUCUGACCUGCUACUGUACUACAGCUAUGAGAAGAUAC